AAAAAAAAAAAUCAUUUAUUCUUAGUCAAUCGUUACUAAAAAAUAGCUUUAGUACCAUUCAAGAAACUAAAAAAAAUCGAUGGCUAAUCUACCACCAACUCAAUAUAACCGUCCUCCACCGUCUCCAAACUUUCGUCCGAUGCAGAAUACUGAGCCAAAUCAACCAAUACAAAGAGGACCUUCUCCUUACCGUCCGCAACCUCCUGGUCCUGGUGGUGCUUCUCCAAAUCAACGACCCGUUACAGAUCCUCGCCAACAAAUAUCACCUUUAGGGCGUCCUUAUACGCCUCCCGGUCCACCUAACUCUCAAACGCGACCGCCUCCACCGGGUGUUAGCCCAUCGCCCCCAUUGCCUGCCAGUUUUCGACCACAACCUCCUCCAAGUAAUGUCCCCCCUUCUGGUGCCGCUCCAGUCAAUUUUUCGCAAGGAAUAGCCAGUCAAAUAAGACCACCAAUGUCGCCGGGCUAUAGACCUGUUCAAAUACAACCAUCGACACCUGGACAUUUACCGUCUUAUCCAGUUCAACAGACUUCAGGUUCCGGUUAUCAAGUAGCGCAGUCGAAUUCUGCCUCUCCUCCUCCAACUGAAAGUCCAGUGUCACCUACAGGAAAUCGUGCAACAUCGCCGCCAGUUGGAACUCAUAAAUCAAAGCGUUUAUAUCCUAAGCAAAUAAAUGAAGCUUACACGGAAACUAACACAUAUCAAACUUUUACACCAGCAGCGGCUUCUAAUAUAACCGGUCAGCAACCAUUACACCCACAACAUCAACAGCCUCAGUACUUUACUCCUGCUGGAGAUCAAAAUUAUACAUCCAUGGCACCAUCCGUACCUUCACCGUAUAACCAGCAAUACACGCAGCCACAACAGUCGCCAAUGACUGCGUUGACGAAUCAAUUUAGUAAUAUGGGUGUCGCAGGACCUUCCCAGGCACAUUUGAUUUCCGUUAAUUUGAUUGGUAUGCCACCGAAUGUCAAAGAUCUAGAUGAUCCACCGCCAACGAUAAAUUUGCCACCUAACACGUCUGUAACUCCUUCGGACAAAGCGAAUUGUGAUCCAUCCUAUAAGCGAUCCACUCUCAACGCCAUUCCCGCCACGUCAUCACUAUUAUCUAAAUCUCGACUUCCUCUUGGCUUAAUUAUUACUCCUUAUAGAAGUCUGAAAGAGGGUGACGAUCCGGUUCCUGUUAUCACGGAUACUGUCAUAGCAAGAUGCCGUAGAUGUAGGACAUAUAUUAAUCCAUUCGUUACUUUUGCAGAAGGUGGACAAAAAUGGAGGUGUAAUAUGUGUUUUCUGUUAAAUGAUGUUCCACCUCAAUUUGACUGGGACAUACAAACAAAUCAACAAGUAGACAGAUGGAAACGUGCCGAAUUAAAUCACGGUGUCGUAGAAUUCGUGGCGCCAACAGAAUAUAUGGUGCGUCCGCCUCAACCUCCAGUUUAUUUAUUUGUAAUUGACGUUUCAUAUCCUGCAGUGCAAUCGGGUGCAGUUGCAACAGCCGCAAGAACCAUUUUGGAGUCAUUGGAUCGGAUACCUAAUGAAGAAAAUCGUACAAAGAUCGGCUUUAUUACAGUGGAUACUUCAUUACAUUUUUAUAGCCUCAAUUCUAGUGCAUCAGCGCCACAAAUGCUUGUUGUAUCUGAUCUUGAGGAUGUAUUUCUUCCACAACCAGAUGAUUUAUUGGUAAAUUUGACGGAAUCUCGGUCAGUUGUUGAGUCUUUACUUAGGAGUCUUGGUGAUAUGUUCAAAGACACUCAGAUUGUUGGCAAUGCUUUAGGUUCUGCUCUUUUAGCCGGUUUUAAACUAAUUUCUCCAAUUGGAGGAAAAAUUGUAGUAUUACAAUCUAGUUUACCGAAUAUUAAUCCUGGAGCUCUAAAACCACGCGAAGACCCUAAAGCAUUGGGUACUCCUAAAGAAUCUGUAUUAUUACAAUCUGCGGAUCCCUUUUAUAAAAAAUUUGCGGUUGACUGUUCUCGGUCUCAAGUCUGUGUGGAUAUGUUUUUACUCGGUUCACAAUAUUCAGAUGUAGCCACGCUAGGUUGCUGUCCACGAUAUACGGGAGGGCAAACAUAUUUUUACCCUGCAUUCAACGCAGGAAGAUCAGAGGAUGCACUCAAAUUUGCACAUGAAUUUGCUGAAUUUUUAGCAAGUCCUGUUGCACUGGAAGCUGUUAUGAGAGUACGAGCUUCAAAGGGCAUACGUAUGACUGCUUUCCAUGGUAAUUUUUUUGUUCGUCAAACGGAUCUUCUGGCUUUGCCUAAUGUUUCAAGGGAUCACUCAUAUACAAUUGAAGUGGGUAUAGAAGAAAAUAUAACCACUCCGACAGUAUGCUUUCAGACUGCUCUUUUACAUACAACUUGUUUUGGUGAACGUCGAAUUAGAGUUCUUACGCUCGCAUUACCAGUAACGAAUAGUAUUAGUGAGGUUUUUACUUCCGCUGAUCAAAUUGCCAUAACUACAUUACUAGCAAAUAAAGCGGUUGAACGAUCAUUAUCCUCAAAAUUGGAAGAUGCUCGAGAUGCAUUAACUAAUAAAAUGAUUGAUAUUCUUGGUGUAUACAAGUCGGCUCUCACAGGUUCUCAGUCGGGAGCCUCGCCGCAAUUGCAAAUUUGUGAUAAUCUCAAAUUAUUACCCUUGUUAUCACUUGGGCUGCUAAAGCAUGUUGGUCUUCGUACGAGUUCGCAAAUUCCAACAGAUUUGCGUUCGUAUGCUAUGUGUUUAUUGACGACGAUGCCUUCUCAGCUAUUAAUUCCUUAUUUACACCCACGAUUCUAUUCGCUACAUAAUUUGUCGCAGGAAGCUGGAACGUAUGGAUCUGAAGGUACAAUAAUGCCCGAGUCACUUAACUUGAGUAGUGAAAAAUUAGAACGGCAUGGGGCAUAUUUAUUAGAAGACGGUCAAAAUAUUUUUAUUUGGAUUGGUAGACAAGUAUCACCUCAAUUGUGUAUAGAUUUAUUAGAUGUUCGAUCAUAUGAAGAAAUUCGUGCUGGAAAGGUCUCUUUACCACAACUUGAUAAUGCAUUCUCACAACGGGUGAAUGCAAUAAUCGGUAAAACUAGAGAAAUGCGACGUGGCGUUUAUUAUCCUCAUCUUUAUAUAGUUAAGGAAGACGGCGAUCCAUCAUUACGAUUGUGGUUUUUGUCACAUAUUAUAGAGGACCGCACAGAUACGGUCAAGAGUUAUCAUCAAUGGUUAGCUCAUUUAAAAGAUAAGGUUAAUUCUGGUUCAUUUUAAUUAAAAAAAGUUAGUAUUUUAUUAUUAAAAGGUAAAACAGGUUUUGCCAUCUGGAUGAUAUUUAUAUUACUAGAUUGGACAUUAUACGAUUAUUUUAGACUUAGCUUUGUGAUCAAAUGUUUGGAAUUAUUUAUUAUCAUUUGAAAUCGAAAGUUUGUUUGGUGUAAAUAUUUUUGUAAGUGAUAAUUCAUGGUUGGUUUGCUUAAUAAUUGUCGUGAUAAACAAAUAUUAAGAUUUAAUAAUCUAUUUUUUUUGAUACAUACUUAAAUUACAUGAUUUUUUUCAAAGUGAUUUACUUUGAUAAAUUGGCUAAAAUUUCACUUUUUUUACUUAAAAAAUGCAGAAUUCAG
Molecule: messenger RNA, 3582 nt
Organism: Rhizophagus irregularis DAOM 181602=DAOM 197198
Lineage: Eukaryota; Fungi; Glomeromycota; Glomeromycetes; Glomerales; Glomeraceae
Product: COPII subunit
Biological process (GO): endoplasmic reticulum to Golgi vesicle-mediated transport; intracellular protein transport; COPII-coated vesicle cargo loading
Cellular component (GO): COPII vesicle coat; endoplasmic reticulum exit site
Molecular function (GO): zinc ion binding; SNARE binding
Source: RefSeq, a predicted model, not a curated record